AUGAUAAAUCAAUAUGGAUGGAACUUGCUGCAACACCCUAUAGUUCUUCAGGUUGAAGAGAACACAACAUCAUUUUCCUUAGUUGAUUUACCUAUUCAAGCUAGAAAAGCAAAGCUGCAUAUAUGUCUAUAGUCUGGGAGUUGUUAAGGAGAAUCAGUUGUUACUUGGACUUUAUCUACAAAAGUUGAUAUGAUCAAAAUCUCUAGUCAUCCAUACACUUAAAAUGCUUGGAACAGCUAUAGUGAAAAUUGUGCAAUAAGGCUUGAUGAGAAAAAAAAUAUUGAAAUAAGCAGAAGCGGAAGUUUUCCUUAAGGAUACUUUUCAAUUGUAAUUGAAGUUUUAGGUUAUAAAUGA
Paramecium octaurelia is the source of this 354-nucleotide messenger RNA. The record is from the annotation of a GenBank genome assembly. NCBI's taxonomy places the organism in Eukaryota, Ciliophora, Oligohymenophorea, Peniculida, Parameciidae.